AUGGAAGGUUUCGCGCCUCUUUCAAUUUGUGCUCGAAUUGCCAAGAGUCUGUUGGUUGAACUCACCGAGGAUGUUGGUUCACAACUCCGCCUCGAGCGUAGUGCCAGUGUCGAAGGACGGCAGAUGGGCCAAGGCCGAGCCCUCGACAUCGGGAGGAAGCCAAAAAUUGCCGACGUUCCAGUUCCCCGAUGCCGAUUUGACUGA
This is a messenger RNA of Chaetomium globosum CBS 148.51, 204 nucleotides long. RefSeq lists its product as uncharacterized. The record is from RefSeq and is a predicted model, not a curated record. The transcript is spliced from 2 exons. The coding region runs from base 1 to 204 and encodes 67 amino acids. NCBI's taxonomy places the organism in Eukaryota, Fungi, Ascomycota, Sordariomycetes, Sordariales, Chaetomiaceae.